GCUGGGGCGGAGGCUCCUCGCGACGCCCUCUGGCUCGGAGCUGUCGCCGCGGCCGCUCGCGCGGUGCCCGCGGCACGGCGAGGAGGAGCGCGCGGCGCCCACGCCGCAGCAGCGGUCGACGGCCCCGCGGGAGGCGGGCGAGUCAGCGCGGCUCGGGUCGGAGCGCCACCGCCAGGUGGGCGCGCUGCAGAACCUGCGGGCAGCGCUGUGCUCUAGGCGGCUCGAGUGCGAGGAGCUCAAGAGCGAGCAGGCCAGGCUGCGUCGGCUCCUGUGGGGCACCACCGUCGAGAUCCAGCGCGAGCACGACAGGUCCGCGCGGCCCGAGGCGGCCGCCCGCGCCGAGGCCGCGCGGCUCAGCGAGGACUGUGGGGCGCUGGCCGCGCAAUUGGCCGCGGCGCAGCUGCACACGCCCGCGCUGGUGUGUGCCAGGGCGAUCCCGGGGCUGAAGGUCGGUGCGGUGUGCCCCGCUCGCGGAGACCUGGAGGGCGUAGACGCCGCAUCCCUGCGCCCAGACGCGCAGCGGCGCGCGGCGGCCCUGGGCGAGGCCGCCGCCUCCGCGCGGCGGGCGGCGACGCGCGCGGCGGCCGCGGAAGAGGCGGCGCGCGCGGAGCUGGGCGGCCUGCAGGGGCAGUGCCGCCGGCUGCAGGCCGAGGUCCGAGAGCUGGAGGAGAAGUUCUGCACGGUGAGCCAGAGCUUCCAGCACGCCAUGGACGUAUCGGAGAAGGAGAACUGCGAGGUGGUGCGUAGCCUGCAGCCCGCGGCGGAGGCGUCCCAGCGCAGGGCGGAGAAGCAGAGGCGCAGGGUCGUCGCCGCGCGGGCGAGGCUGACCGUGAUCCGCGCCGGCGCCGAGAAGCGGCGGGCGAGGUUGCGCGAGACGGCCGAGGAGGCCGCGCGCCUCCGGGAGGCGUGCAGGGCGGCGCGCGAGGAGGCCGAGCUCCUCCAGGAGGAGCGGGCCCUCGAGGAGGCGGCGCGGCAGCGGGCGGGCGAGCGCGAGCUGCAGAUGCGCGGUGGCGCGAUGCCCGCCGUGGUGCACGAGCGCAUCCUCCGGCAGCAGGAAGCGCACUACCUCGCCCUGGCGAAGGACCUGGAGGAUGCCAUGGGCGUGGAGCAGCGGCUGGAGGCGCAGGCGCGCCUCGACGCGGAGGACGAGCUCCAGCGUGCGCGGGCCGCCGCCGCGGUCGCGGAGGACGCGGCCGUGGCCGCGGAGGCCCAGCGCGCAGCGCUCGCGCAGGGGCUGGAGGCCGCGUCCGCCCAGCUGGCGGACCUGCGGGCGUCCUUCGAGGCCGAGCGGCAGGCGAGGGCCGCGGAGGUCGCCGACCUCGGGGCCGCGCGUGAGCGGCUGGCGCACUUCCGCGGCGAGGCCCGGGAGCUGGGCGAGGAGCUGCGGGACGCCGAGGCGCUCGCGGCGCACCGCGAGGGGCUCGAGGAGUCGCUGGCGGCCGGGCAGGGCAGGGAGGAGAGCGUCUCGAAGAGGACCUCCUCAGACUCAGGAUUGAGCCAGGACGCCGCGCUGCUGCGGGAGGCGGCCGUGCUGCGGGACCAGACCACCGAGGCGGAGGUGCAGCUGCAGCUGAGCCGCUGCCAGGGCGACCAGCUGCAGAAGCAGCAGCACGCCGCGGACGGCCAGUGCGCGGACGGUGGCGCGCCCGCGGCGCAGCGCCUGCAGCGGCUGGUGCAGGCGCACGGCAGGCAGUUCAAGCUGGCCGCCGCCGAGCUGAAGGGGACGCUGACCGCGGAGGCCCGCUCCGCCGCGGCGGCGCUGCAGGCGGACGCGGCGCGGUGGCGUCCCCCGAGGCGGGCCGCCGCGGCGCGCGACGGCGCGGCUACCGCGAGGCUGGAGGCGGAGCUGGACGCGCUGCAAUGCAGGAGCGCCCGGCUGCGCGAGGAGGCCCGCGAGGCUGCGCGCGGCUCCGCCCUGCGCGCCAGGGAGGCUGAGGCCGCGGGGCGGGAGUCGCGCCUGGCGCGGGGCGCGGCGGAGGCGGUUGCGACGGCGCUGGCGGGGGUGCUGCCGGUCGGCGAGAGCGCCGCUUGGCGCUCCCUGCUGGCCUCCUGCGCUGGGCCUCCUGGAGCCGCGGCCGGGCCCUGCGCGGACACCAGCGCCCUGACCUCGGACCUCCUGCGGGGGCUCGAGGCGCUGAAGCUGGAGGCGGCCGAUGCCGAGUGGCACCGCGGCAGCGCGGAGUGGCGGCCGCGGCUGGAGGAGAGCGGCGACGCCCGGGCCAGGGCGCGCGACCUCCGCGUGUCCGAGGAGGGCCUGGAGGCCCAGGCCAGCCAGUUGGCGGCGGAGCUGCUGCGCGCCCAGGGCGAAGCCCGCGUGCGGGAGGACGCCGCCGCGGAGGCCUUCCGCGCGCAGCAGGAGCGACUCGCCACCUCCGAGGCGGCGUGCCGGCGGGCGGCGGCCAUGGCCGAGGCCGCGCUGGCCGAAGCAGAGGCCUCGGAGGCGGGCGUGGAGGCGGCGGCGGAGGAGGCCGAGGCGGCGGGCGAGGCGGAGAGGGCGGAGCAGGAGGCCUGCGAAAGGCUGCGGCGGGAGGCGCAGGAGCUGUCGGCGGCCCUGGAGGAACUCAGGCUGCGGCUGCCCCAGGAGCUGCGGCGGAGGGGCGACCAGUGGCGGGAGCACUUGGCACGCCUGGAGGCCCAGCGCGCCGCGGCGCAGCAGGCCGCCGCCGCGUCCCUCCGCGAGCAGAAUCGCCGCCUGGCCCUCGAGCUCCGUGACGCCUCCUCGGGGGGGGCCGCCGCCGCGGAAGCGCGCGCCACGCAGGUCGCGCGGCUGCUCGGUCGGAUCGCCGAGGCCGAGCGGCAGACGCAGGACGGCCUGCGCCUCCGGCAGCGCCUGGAGGAGCGGCGCGGGGAGCUGGCGCGCGCGGCGCGCGGCUGCGAGGAGGGGCUCCGCGCCGCCGAAGAGCACCUCGCCGAGGUGGCGGCCGCGGAGGCCGCCGACGAGCGCCGCGCCGAGGAGGAGGAGCGCGGGCUGACCAGGCGGCACGAGGCGGACGUGUCUCAGCUGCGGCAGCGCGUGGGCGAGGAGGCCUCGAGGCUGGAGGGCGCAGUGCGCAGCUCCAUCGGCAGCCUCUCGGCGGAGCUCGCCGCUGGCGGAGACGCCGCGCUGCGCGCCCACGCCGAGCUCAGCGGCUCGGGGGAGCGGCUGGCGGAGCGGGCGCGGGGCCGCCUCGGCCUGUGA
Messenger RNA from Prorocentrum cordatum, 3178 nucleotides. The record is from the annotation of a GenBank genome assembly. Lineage: Eukaryota; Dinophyceae; Prorocentrales; Prorocentraceae.